UUUGGUUCCACAAGUGCACCGCGGAGUGGAACAACCAGUCCAUCUUUUUUUUCCUCUCUCUUCUCCAGGAGAAAAUGUCGGCACACGUCAGAUUUCUGCUCUGCCUGGGACUUUAUUCCCUGCUAAUGGGUGCGGUAAGGUGUGCUUGCAUCGGGAAGAGUCACGGCGACGGGAAGGACGACCCGGUGCUGCAGUACGUGACUAACCACUCGCUGAGGGAACAUCCAGUCCUCACCAAACUCAGACUGAGAACUCUCGAGGACCGAUGGAACAGAAUGAUGGUGGACAGUGAACAGGCCCAGCUCAUGGCGAAUCUCAUGAGACUGAUCAAUGCCACUAAAGCAAUUGAAAUUGGGCUGUACAUGGGGUACAACGCACUCAGCAUGGCUUUGGCCAUGCCGGUCGACGGACACGUGGUUGCGUGUGAAAUAGAAGAGGCGUACGUGGACAUCGCCAAACCAUUUUUUAAGGAGGCUGGCGUGGAGAAUAAGAUAGAAGUACGACUCCAACCGGCAAUGACCACGCUAAAUGAGCUGUUAGCAGCGGGAGAGAACGGGACCUUUGAUUUCGUCUUCAUCGACGCCGACAAGACCAGCUAUGAUGGAUAUUAUGAAAAGUCCUUGGAGCUCAUCCGCAAAGGAGGCAUUAUCGCUAUUGAUAACGUGCUGUGGAGUGGCAAGGUUGUGAAUCCGGCGCCGAAUGACGUGACUUCCAGGACUCUGGACGCUCUCAAUAAGAAGCUGCACCAGGACCAGAGGAUCGAGCUGAGCAUGAUCACUGUGGGGGAUGGGCUGACCAUCGCCAUCAAACGAUAAAACGGAACAUAAUGUCGAAUUAAAGGAUUAACAGCACUGGUUGUUUGCCACAUUUUCUAAACAAAGUUUUACAAAAAUGUACAAAACCAGUGAAGUUGGCACGUUGUGUCAAUGGUAAAUAAAAAGAUGAUUUGCAAA
Nerophis lumbriciformis (worm pipefish) is the source of this 953-nucleotide messenger RNA. Its product is annotated as catechol O-methyltransferase domain-containing protein 1-like. Lineage: Eukaryota; Metazoa; Chordata; Actinopteri; Syngnathiformes; Syngnathidae. Gene Ontology annotation, molecular function: O-methyltransferase activity; S-adenosylmethionine-dependent methyltransferase activity. The record is from RefSeq and is a predicted model, not a curated record.